Molecule: messenger RNA, 450 nt
Organism: Abrus precatorius (Indian licorice)
Lineage: Eukaryota; Viridiplantae; Streptophyta; Magnoliopsida; Fabales; Fabaceae
Product: phytosulfokines 3-like
Exons: 3
Coding region: 70-351 (93 amino acids)
Biological process (GO): cell population proliferation
Cellular component (GO): extracellular region
Molecular function (GO): growth factor activity
Source: RefSeq, a predicted model, not a curated record
UAUCCCCCUCUUUACUCUAUAGUAAGCAUCUUCCAAGACCCUUUUGCUCUCUCAUUCAAGUACACAAACAUGAAGCUAAGUUUUCACCUUGGAGCUCUACUCUUUUUUCUUUUCUUCCUAGUUUCUUCAUCACAACUAUUUGCCAGGCCACUUACCAUUGAACAAGGGAGAAACAGAUCAAAACUAAAUGGAGGCUCAUGGGAAAACUUUGUUUUGGGGUUGGAAGGAGGAGAAUCUUUUAAGCUUCUGGGGAUGGAGGACUGCAAUAGUGGAGAUGAAGAAUGUUUGCAGAGAAGAAUGACUUUAGAAGCUCACCUAGACUACAUCUACACCCAGCACCAUAAGCCUUGAAAUCAGAAAUCUUUAUCAUUUUAUACUUCAUAGAGUAAUAUCUUCUUAAUUUAGCUUAGACAAUAUCUAGCAAGGAUAUCUUCUAUUGUUUCUAUUUUC